Messenger RNA from Serendipita indica DSM 11827, 2673 nucleotides. Lineage: Eukaryota; Fungi; Basidiomycota; Agaricomycetes; Sebacinales; Serendipitaceae. The record is from the annotation of a GenBank genome assembly.
AUGCUUCUUCACGAAGCAGCUGCUAUUGGCAAUCUCAGAGCAGUCGCCGACGCCAUCGUCCAAAAUCCCAACGAUGUCAACUUGCUCGACGAAGCUCAUCGUUCAGUCCUCUUUUGUGCUAUUGCUGGAUCUAGUCUUCGACAUCCUGCUCCUGCCAGUCCCGAGCGAAAUGCCAUUCUAAAAGCCAUCCUCGCUCGUCCAGAACUCAGUAUAUACGCUCUGAAUGCCGCCAUGGACUGUGCUCAGGGCGCCACACCUCUGAUAUUGGCAUGUAGAGUGGGCCACCUCGACCAAGUCAAUACUCUCCUCGACUGUCCCAGUGUCCUUGUCAAUACCCGGGAUGCGCUGGGCCUCACACCUCUGAUGCACGCCGCUCAUGGUCAACACCACCAGAUUGUCGUCGCUCUCCUUCGGGCUGGGGCACAUGCGAACCUACUCGACCCACAGAGUCGCUCUGUGCUCGACUAUUCGACAGACCCGGCGGUUCGGUUCCAUCUGGAAAAUCAGUUGAGGAUUGACCGCGGUGUUCGAUCCACGCCUCCGAGUCGCGCAUCCUCGCCAUCCACGUCCUCCUCUAAUACUUCGGGACCGUCAGUCAUUAUGGAGAACCCUCUGGGACAGUCUGGGCAGCGUGAUUGUACGCCUGUGCCUCCUUCCGCCGCAGCCGACGCUCUCUUUCGCUCCCUUAUCUGCUCGAUCAAUACGCAAGAUCUUAAUUUGCUCCGUUCGUCACUCGACAUGAUCAUUCAUCACGCUGCCCCGUCUCCGGCUCUCCGCUCCAACAAACACUCUGCAGCCGCUGCCCAUUGCUUCGCCAUCGUCAACCGGCUUGACGACUUUGGAUUCGCUCCGAUUCACUAUGCUAUGAUGUGUCAUCCGCCCAAUUUUGCUCUCCUCGACGCAUUGUUUGUCGCGGGGGCGGACGUCAACCUCUUGACGUCCAAAGGCCAGAGCCCCUUGCAGGUACUGGUCCAAUACGCAACUGUGAUGAACCAUCACGAGGGACAGGCUGUGCGCCUCUUUGUCCGGCACCUUAUUCACGACCUGCAAGCCUCCAUCCGUUACAGGGACGACCAAUUCGAAACCUGUCUACACACCGCGGCCGAACACGGCGCCUGUUGCGAGGUUUUGGAAGCUCUUGUCGAAUGUGACACUGAAGGCACGGUCCGUGAGUGGAAGAAUAAGCGGGGGUACGUACGAGCCGUUUUCAAUUCCGCACCACCGGACCCAUGUCUGAUGUUCUUACGUCCGCUUUCUGACGUUGAACCGCACAGGCUGAGACCGGCUGAUAUUGCUAAACCACACUUCCGAGACGUGUUCGACGAGCGCCCAGACUCAAUAUGCACCAUUCGACCGGCAUUGCGCCCGCAGCGCUCUUUAGGCUCCGUGUCCUCGUUCACUUCCUUCACUUCUUCCCCUACUAUCUCAACCCCUGCCACACCCGCGACUGGAUUCGCCUCGUUGACACUAGACGACGUGGAAAUCACCAGCAUGUCGCUUCAAGACGCUCUCAAUGGCUCUCAGAUUCUACUCGACGAAAUUGAUCUCUCUUUGCUACAACGCACACUCUUUUACCGCUCAAGUCUCGAAAUAGACGCUCGACAAUCCACACUCUCUCAAUGCAAACCCAUCGACGAAUGUCUCGCUCGCACGUCCAAAAGUGUGGUUGGCUAUUGGUACUCGUGUCUUGCCACCAUCCGCGAGGAGCUCGACACGACGCACAGGUCUAUCGUCAAAUCUCACCUCCUCGUCGCUCGUACGAAGCGCGACGUAGAGCAAAAGUCACGCGAUGACGAACGGGAAUUAACAGAGGCAAUUCUCUUCUGGGAGGAGCAAAAAGUGGCAGAGUUAACUGGACUAAAGGAGCAGGCGCGUGGACGCGCGUUCACCGCACCUGCACGUAUCGCGACUCCAGCUGAGAGCAGUCCCUCUGAUAGCGAUGCCUUGCAAAAGUUUUGGGGCAGCAAUAACCAGUCCUCGUCUGACCUUGCCUCUAAACGACCCGGUCGUAUGGCGAGCUUCAUCAAGCAAAAACUCCGCCCUCUUUCCCGACCACCAGGGCCGAGAAAGGACGGGGUGAUUGACUCUCCAACGCCUCCGGAGCCGUCCCCUGUACGAACCCGCCCACCGCGCCUUCCGUCCCUCGACUUUCGCGACGUGCACAAUCUCAGCCUUGCCGGGGAAAAGCCACUGCCGUCUACUCCUGAUGAGAACACGGAGCAGACACUUGUGAUACCACCGUCCAGUCAGUCUACGCCACAUUCACCUGCAAGCUCCACAUUCCGUACGCCUUUGACGAGGACUGUUUCGACGAGGCGAACGAUCAGAAAGGCACCUGUCGUGUUGACGCGCAUCCACACGGACCUGUUGCGUAUGGAAGAGUACGCUCGCGGUAUUCACGGUAUUGCUGCCGAAUUCCAACAAGAAAUUGCCAAAGCGGAGCGGCUCAUCGAGCACUGUCUGAUUCGCUGCGCGCAAGUCGAGGAAAACGAAUACGAAGACGAGAUUCAGGUCGAGAAACUCCGCGCUCUGCUUCUCUUUGGCCUCGAACGUCGCCUCGACGAAUUAUGUCAGGCGCUCGAUGUGGUCAAGGCUUGGAAUAAGCUAGUCCGAAGUCUCUUGCGCGACUUUAGACGCAAGGUCAAAGGAACGGACAACCUCGAACACGUUUGA